GGGAGGGGCAGCCCUGGGAGGAGUCACCUGCACUUAUCCAACCUUGUACCAAGUAUGAAUCAGUAGCCACAACAGGUCUCAGCUGGGCCACAUCUGGAGAACUGGGGUGGGGGUACAACGUCGUAAAAUACCUGGUGCCUCAACUCUUUUUGGGCAACAAGUAAGCUAGCCUGUGGCCUGAGAACACAACACCUGAGACAGAGACCAGCAGAAAUAUUUGUCUGCCCUCACUCCUUUGCCCCUGCUUCCACCUGCUCCGCAUCUGCCCACCCACUAAGGUCCAUGCCACAUCUCAUCUCUCGAACACCCAGGAUAGCUGAAAGUGGGCGUCCUUCAGGUUUGCCUGCAGACAAAAACAUCUCUUCAAGUGUCACUCGAGUGAUAGUGAAGACACCAGGCAAGCAGGAAGACUUUAUGAUAGCUGAUGACACCUUGGUGAGGCAGUUCAAAGAGGAGCUAUCUGCUCACUUUAAAUGUCAAGUGGACCAACUUGUGCUGGUCUUCAUGGGCCGCCUUCUCCAAGACCAUGACACACUGAGCCAGAGGGGCAUCAUGGAUGGUCACACCAUCCACUUGGUCAUCAAGUCAAAACAUGGCUCCAGAUCCCUAGCCCAAUCCUUCCCCAACCUGCCGACCAAUGAGCCCUGCCAUCAGGACAGAAACACCACAGGAAACAGCAGUGGGGUAUUCCAGCCUGCUAGGGUGAGUCCCACCCCAUUGGAAUCAGCCCUCUUUGUGGAGCCUGAUGCACUCAAGGUGCAUAUGCAGGACCUGGAAGUUGGUAGUCCAGAGUGCAUAGCACAGAUGCUGGAGAAUCCUACCAUCCAGCAGCUUCUGUCCAACACGGACCUCAUGAGACAGUUCUUCUCAGAACACCCAGAUAUGCAACAAUUGAUGCAGCAGAACCCAGAGGUCUCACACAUCUUUGACAAUUCUGAGAUCCUAUGGCAGACCGUGGAGCUGGCCAGGAACCUUGCCAUGAUUCAAGAAAUAAUGCAGAUCCAGCAACCUGCACAGAAUCUUGAGAAUCCACUGAACUCAGAGUCACACCUGGGCUUAGAGACAAUCCCAGGUGGGGACAAUGUCCAGACAUUACCAAUGGGUCAGAGCUAUGCUGAUUUCAAUGAUCAAAUGGUCAACAGCUCACAAGAUCCCUUUGGGGGCAACCUUCUCUCAGCCCUCCUGGAAGGACAGGUACCUGAACAAAUCCAGUCCUCAUCCCCAUCUCCAUCACCACCCCAGGAAUGGCAGGACCAGCUCCCACAGCUUCCUACAACUCAAGUCAUCUAUACUAGUUCCUGUGGUUUAUCCCCCAUCACUUCAGCCAGUGCUACCUCCAACAAGGUGAACCACACUUCCAGGACCAAAACUGACACCAUGGCCCAGAGUCAUACCUGUUCCAUUCAGCAGUCUGCUGGGGUACCAGCCUUACCUAGCAUAGAGCUGACCCAACAGCCCCAGGCAGAAGAUAAAGAUGCCACCAACUCUCUAGAUAGCUCUGGCCAGAGAUUAGAAGAUGAUUUCCAGCUGUCAGAUGAGCAGACCAGCUCCCAGAUCACAGGAACCAUGAUGCAGUUGCUUUUGAACAACCCCUACCUGGCAGCCCAGAUGAUGAUGUUCAUGAGUAUGCCCCAGGUGAAUGAACAGUUGAGGCAGCAGCUGCCCACAUUUCUACAGCAGACCCAGCUUUCCAACAUGCUUAGAACUCUAGCCAACCCUAAAGCAUCACAAGCAAUAUUGCAGAUUGAGCAGGGUCUGCAGCUGUUAGCCACAGAGGCUCCUGCUCUUCUACCCUGGGUUGCACCAUAUCUAUGGGGCCUGGGUUGGCUUCCUGCACCCAGUUGCAGUUACUCUGACACUGCCCUGGGCCUGGGAUGUACCAGGCAUGGCUGAGGACAAAGGUCCUGAGUGCUGCCACAAAUCUGAAGCAGUUCUGCUGAGGCUACCAUCUCUAGCUGGAGACUCUUCCCACCUUCUACAGGUCCCCAAGAUUUUUUCAGCAAGCAAAUGGACUCUCUCGAGGCCGUUGGAAUUGGGAACCACCACGCCAACUUGUAGGUACUUGUUGCCACAGAGAUGGACACCAGCACUGCUAUCCACAAGCUCAAGAGAUCCUAGGGAUUCUAACCACCACACCUACCUAUUUACUUGUUAUCUGCCUGCUGAUCCAUUUGACCACCUCAUCUGCCUUUUUCACCUCUUCUGACACUUCCAGCCAGGAGAAGUCCUGAAAUAGGAGAAAUCAAAGGACGCUUUCUCUACUGUAUACUAGGCCAUUGGCCAUGGCUGGAAGAUCUGUCAAUAAAAUGGCUACACCCACUUGCCCCCA
Messenger RNA from Equus caballus (horse), 2329 nucleotides. It is a transcript of the gene UBQLNL, whose product is annotated as ubiquilin like. Gene Ontology annotation, molecular function: polyubiquitin modification-dependent protein binding. Gene Ontology annotation, biological process: ubiquitin-dependent protein catabolic process. Gene Ontology annotation, cellular component: cytosol. The record is from RefSeq and is a predicted model, not a curated record. Lineage: Eukaryota; Metazoa; Chordata; Mammalia; Perissodactyla; Equidae.